AUGAAUGACGACGAACGGGGUGGCGAACGCCAAAACGAAUAUGACGAAAACCAAAACAGCGCGCACCAUGCGGCCGCCGUCGUAAGCAGCCGGCUCGUACACCACCCCACCCGGCACGUACUCCAGCGCGAGGAAUAUGUACUUCCCGACGUCGUCGUCGAUGACCUCGUACAGACGCACGACAGGCUGUGGGUCCCGCAGACGGAGACGAUCUCGUUCCAUCCGUUACUCUUCAACGUGAGCAACGGGUACUACGUUAACCUCUUGCGCGUGAAGGGCGCGGGGGUGCUCUCGAGGCAUAAACACCCCGGGGCGGUGCACGGCUGGGUGUUACGAGGCGAGUGGAGGUACCUCGAGCACGACUGGGUCGCGAAGGAAGGGAGCUACGUGUUCGAGCCGCCGGGGGAGACGCACACGCUCGUGGUUCCGGAAGGGUGCGACGAGAUGAUCACGAUGUUUCACGUGCAGGGGUCGUUGAAUUACUGCGACGAACGCGGGGACGUGAUCAAGUCCGAGGACGUGUUCGAUAAGCUCGACAUGGCGCGGAAGCACUACGAGAGCGUCGGCUUGGGCGCGAGCUACGUGGACAACUUCGUGCGGUGAUUCUUUAAGACUAACUACAUAAGCGUAGUUAGUACGAAGGUAGUAGUGUAUGCGUUGCGGUUUGGUCGUGCUUGUAACAUAAGGUAUCAUGACAAGGU
Messenger RNA from Micromonas pusilla CCMP1545, 701 nucleotides. RefSeq lists its product as uncharacterized. The coding region runs from base 1 to 603 and encodes 200 amino acids. NCBI's taxonomy places the organism in Eukaryota, Viridiplantae, Chlorophyta, Mamiellophyceae, Mamiellales, Mamiellaceae. The record is from RefSeq and is a predicted model, not a curated record. The transcript has 2 exons.